AUGGCAAAUUGUCGAAAAAACUGGUAUAUUUUAUAUUUGAAUAAUUUGAUUAGCUCAGAAUCCAUGUGUUUAAACUGGUCGUGGUAUAUUGCAAACGAUAUACAAUUCACAAUUAUUUUGGCGCCAAUCUUCAUCACUUUGAUCAUGUGGAGACGACUGGCAGGAAUUAUACUGGCAUUGUCACUAAUUUUAUCUUCCUCAGUGCUCACUUAUUGUAUUGCAUAUGAUAAUUCAUACGGUGUUAUGCAAAUACCAAAAGAUGAAAUCUAUAUAAGACCAUAUGCUCGGUGUGGAACUUACACGAUUGGAUUACUAACCGGUUGGUUGUUAUAUGAUUAUCCUAGAAUAAGAAUUCGGAAACUGUUGAAACAUCAAAUUCUUAUUGGUUCAUUCAGUCUCCUGUUGAUAGCAUGUCUCUGUAUCUUACCGAUAUUUGGUUCUUACGGUGUACUGAGUGGAUUACUGCCUGAUAUGCCACGAAGGACAGCAGCUUUUUAUUUAGCCUCAGAACGUGUAUCAUUUGGUCUCGGUUUAGCUAUAUUAGUUUAUCUAUGUGCAAUAGGAUGGGCAAGGCCAAUCUACAAAUGUUUUGCAUGGUCUGCUUUUCGUGUACCAGCUCGCCUUACUUAUUGUGCCUAUUUGAUACAUCCUGUCAUUGUUACUAUUUUUAUUGACGGUACUCAGUCUCCAUUCAUUAUCGAUCAGUUGAAAACUGUCCAGUUGACCGCUUCAAUAACAGUAUUCAGCUAUUUCAUGGCCUAUAUUAUAUCAAUGAUGGUUGAAUAUCCUUCAGCUGCAAUAGAAAACUAUCUACGAGGUUGACUACCAGUCAAUUCACCAUAUCUGGAGAUGCACUUUUUUUUAAAAUUCCCG
Molecule: messenger RNA, 873 nt
Organism: Trichobilharzia szidati
Lineage: Eukaryota; Metazoa; Platyhelminthes; Trematoda; Strigeidida; Schistosomatidae
Source: the annotation of a GenBank genome assembly